This is a messenger RNA of Echinostoma caproni, 429 nucleotides long. Lineage: Eukaryota; Metazoa; Platyhelminthes; Trematoda; Plagiorchiida; Echinostomatidae. The record is from the annotation of a GenBank genome assembly.
AUGAAUCCAUUGACAGGACACCGACAAUUUUCUUUCAACGGUGGAGAUCCCCGACGUCGAUACAAGAAAACUACUUAUCAACUUCAUCUCUCCAGCAAUUUAUCGACAAGUUAUCGAGGUAUUGAAGCUCUGUAUAUCAAACCGAAAAACGAAGUCUUUGCGCGCCAUGUAUUAGCAACAACUAAACAAGAAAAUGGACAGUCAGUCGAUCAGUUUAUACAGAAACUACACAGCCUCGCUAUUGACUGUAACUUCUUGUCCGUUUCUGCUGAAAAGCAUCGUGACGAGGCUAUCCGCGACGCCUUCAUCACAGGAGCAAUCUCUAAUAGCAUUCGCCAACGACUUUUGGAGAAGUACAAUCUUGAUCUUCAACAUGCAUCCGAAGACGCUCGCAUGUUGGAACAUGCUCAGCAACAGUCACAAAUCUGA